AUGCCCGUUCCCGCGAUUCCGAUCCCGGUGCUGAACACGGACACGGCGACAGUAUGGAAGACGUUCCUGGAGAAGGCGGAGGACCCCGUCAAGCAGAAGAAACUCAUUCUGAUCAUCGUGUGUAUCGCACUCCUCCUCGACAACAUGUUAUACAUGGUGAUCGUUCCCAUCAUUCCUCAGUAUCUACGCGAUAUCGGAUCGUGGACCACGCACCAGGAAGGCGGCAACAUGAGCGUGGUUACCUUCAACAAGACCGGACGCACCGAACGAAUUUGGCAGAGAGUCGGAGGCCGAGUCGUGUACGAAGGCGAAGAAAGUUUUGUAGGAAUGCUGUUUGCCUCGAAAGCCAUGGUACAAUUACUCAUAAACCCGUUCUCAGGAGCCGUCAUCGACCGGAUAGGCUACGACCUUCCGAUGAUGUUCGGGCUGACGGUGAUGUUUCUGUCGACAGCAAUAUUCGCCUGCGGUCAAUCGUAUAGCGUUUUGUUUUUCGCCCGCUCUCUACAAGGUAUCGGGUCGGCGUUCGCCGACACAGGCGGACUCGCCAUGAUCGCCGACCGUUUCACCGAGGAGGCCGAACGAUCCAGGGCUCUGGGUAUAGCUCUCGCAUUCAUAUCGUUCGGGUGUCUUGUGGCACCGCCCUUCGGAGGACUACUGUUCGAAUUCGCGGGCAAAGAGGUCCCGUUCGUUAUUCUAUCGUUGGUCUGCCUCAUCGACGGGAUUCUCCUACUGUUUGUGAUGAGACCCGUCAAACAGCAGAUGAGAGACAUGGGCAUGGAGCGACCGAAGGGAACUCCCAUUCAUGUGCUUCUCGUAGAUCCUUUCAUCGCAGUCUGCGCCGGAGCGCUAAUGAUGUCGAACGUGUCUCUAGCCUUCCUCGAGCCCACCAUCGCUAUCUGGAUGAAAGACAACCUCCACACCGAGGAAUGGCAAAUUGGACUCAUCUGGCUGCCUGCGUUCAUUCCACACGUGCUCGGCGUCUAUCUAACUGUGAUCGCCUCGGAGAGAUAUCCUCAAUACCAGUGGGCCAUGGCCGCUUUCGGACUCGCUCUUGAAGGAGUCAGCAGUUUCCUCGUGCCAUUCGCCAAAUCCUACUGGUUCCUGUUCUUCCCGUUGAGCGGGAUAUGUUUCGGCAUAGCAAUGGUCGACACAUCGCUGCUGCCGACGCUCGGCUUCUUGGUCGACUACCGUUACGUUUCUGUGUACGGUUCAAUUUACGCCAUCGCCGACAUCUCGUACUCCAUGGCCUACGCUAUCGGGCCCGUUAUCGCGGGUGGAAUCGUCGAGUCGAUCGGCUUCACGGCUCUCAACUUCUUCAUCGCGAUCACCAGUCUCGCCUAUGUACCGCUCCUGUGGCGGCUGAAGAAUGUCUACUCGAACAAAGUGGGCGAAAGCAUGGCGAUGACUGAGGGACCUGGAGCAAAACAUCAGCCGGACUACAGAUCGUGCGAAGGCUCUCAAAACCACCAGACCUCAUUCCAGGAUCCAUGCGCCGAGGCGCCAAGGCCCCUAGCGGCAGCACCGCCCGCAGAAAAACAACUACCGUCGUGGGACGAUGCCUGGGGAGACAACUAG
Molecule: messenger RNA, 1575 nt
Organism: Galendromus occidentalis (western predatory mite)
Lineage: Eukaryota; Metazoa; Arthropoda; Arachnida; Mesostigmata; Phytoseiidae
Gene: VAChT
Product: Vesicular acetylcholine transporter
Exons: 1
Coding region: 1-1575 (524 amino acids)
Biological process (GO): chemical synaptic transmission; xenobiotic transport; transmembrane transport
Cellular component (GO): AP-1 adaptor complex; AP-2 adaptor complex; membrane
Molecular function (GO): xenobiotic transmembrane transporter activity; acetylcholine transmembrane transporter activity
Source: RefSeq, a predicted model, not a curated record